AGACCCACCAAAGCCAAAGGGAUACCAGCUUUCAGUCUUCGCAACGCCGGAAAACUAUAAAAUCUUCACACAACCAUGCACAAGAACACCAUUUGGUACGGAGCCGUGCUCUUGGUCGUCUAUUUUACCCUGGUCUUCUGCGAGGAGACGAAAAACGAAGAGCCCACAGCGGAACUGGAUAACCAAGUGGAGGACACCUGGGAGAAUCUCGGCCGGGAGCUGAUAGAGUUCGAGGGGCGCACCCGCCGCCAUCGCCACCACCUGUGGUAUCGCUACCUGUGGCCCAUUGCCAUUGCCUACUGGGUCAAGGUGAAAGUGGUGAUCGUUUCCUUCUUCGUGGGCAGUGCCAUUUACCUGGGCCUCCGCUACUUCUGGCCUCAUGCAAGGUGCAACCAGGAGAUCAUCCUGGAUCAUCCUCCUUCAUCCUACUCCCAUCACGACCACAUUCCCUACUCUCUGGAUCACGCGGAUCACUACGAUUCCCCCUCUUCCUAUGACUCCGGCGCCAGUUUCGAGCCCUAUUCCGGCUAUAGCAGCUAUGCUGGAUCGGAUAUUGUCUCCGAUGAGCACGGGGACUUCCAUGGCGACUUUCACGGAGAUUCUCCCUCGGGUCCUGGCCCAACUGGCCCCGUGGACACCCGCCGGCGCGGAAGGCGUAGUGCCGAGGACCAGGCCCAUUUGAUCCAGGAUGAUGAGCAGGAGGAGGAGGAGCAAGUGGAAAUUGUCGAUGAGGAGAUCUCAGAGAGUGUGGCUCGCCAAAUGCCCGCUGAAGAGCAGAUUGCCGACUUCAUGUUCGCAUUUUUGGGUCUGGACUCCAAGGCCUGUCGUCGGCGGUUCGUCUGCGAAAUGGAGUUCCGUUCCAAGCUAAAUCCCAUGACCAGCAUGGCCUUCCGCAUUGUGGGUCGGGGCUUCUUUGAGAAGUACACCAAUGCCAAUAACCCUCUGGCUAGGGCCACCAACUUUGGCGAGUGUGCUGCCGUGAAUCCCGAGUGCAUCUUCAUAGAAACCGAUAACGCCGAGGAGAAUCCAGAGGCGGAGGCGCAUCAAGAGGUGCAGCAGCAGGAGGAGGUCGGGCAGCAACAGGAGGAGCAGGCAGCCACUGAGGAAUCCGCCGCCGAGGACUCCCAGAACGAGAUCAACCUGCAGGCCGAGAGGAGGCAUGCCAAGCACAAGAAUCGCAAACUCAGCUCCAUUGCCGAGCACAUCCUGAUGCAGUAGAAGGGCC
Messenger RNA from Drosophila biarmipes, 1225 nucleotides. RefSeq lists its product as uncharacterized. The record is from RefSeq and is a predicted model, not a curated record. Lineage: Eukaryota; Metazoa; Arthropoda; Insecta; Diptera; Drosophilidae. The coding region runs from base 76 to 1218 and encodes 380 amino acids. The transcript has 4 exons.